CCUACGGUACACACACAUGUACAUCCUACGAUACAUACACACCCUACGGUAUACACACACGCUACGGUACACACACACACUACGGUACGCACACCCUACGAUAUACACACACGCUGCGGUACACACACACUAUGGUACACACACACACACUAUGGUGCACACACACACUAUGGUUAGAGACUGGACAUGUGUAUAUAUGUGUGUGUGUGUAGGUAGUACUCUGAUUAAGUGUGGGGAGUUGGAGAGGCAGAUCGGGGUGGCAAACAAGAAGCUGAUCCAGAGUACAGACAUCAACUUCCUGUCUCCUCUACGGAGGUUUACUGACCAGGAAUACACAGUCAUACAGGUACACACACCACAUCACAACACACACACACUAUUAUAACACAAAUACACUCUGACAACUGCGUGUGUGUGUGUUUGUGUGUGUGUGUGUAGAAUGAGCGCAGGCAGCUGGUGAAUAAGCGGUUAGAUCUGGACAUUGCGAAGGCCAGACUGAGAAAGGCAUAGGAAGCAGCGAGGCCCGGGGUCUAAAUGCUAACCCAUUAGGAGAGGAGUAUGUAGCUCAUGUCUCCUACAUGUUCAGCUUCCUACGAGUCAGAUGGCUGAAGAUGUGGGCCCAGGAAGUCUCUCAGGCAGAGAUGGAGCUGAGGAUCUCUCAGUGUGUGUUUGACCGACAGUCAGAGAUCACCAGACUACUGCUGGAGGGAAUCAACACUACACAUGCUGCCCAUUUGAGAAGCCUGUCUGACUUUGUAGAAGCCCAGGGUAGCUACUACGCUCAGUGUUACCAGCUCACACAGGUAGUGCUCCCCCUCUGAUCUGCUACAAUAACAACUGGCACUUAGAAACUAACCAACCCUCCACAGGUAACCUGCCCUUAACAACUACCCAGCCCGUAGCAACAUGUGAGUCUUCGACAACCAUCCAGGUAACUAGCCAACCUGUAGCAGCCAACCAGGCAACUAGCCAACCCCUAUCAAGCAACCAGGCAAACAGCCAACCCUUAGCAACCAACCAGGCAGCCAACGAGUCCUCAAAAACCAAGAAGUCCUCGACAAACAACCAGACAAGCAGCCAAAUCUUAGCAACCACUGGAUCCUCUACAACCAACCAGGUAACCAACUAGUUUAGAUUAGUUUAUUGACAAAAAUCACAUAUCAAGGUCAGACUUAUUUCCAUUUUGAUUUGCUAGGCCUCGACAAUCAUCCAGGCAACCAGCCAACCCCUAGAAAUCAACCAGGCAACCAGCCAACCUCUACAAACCAACCAGGCAGCCAGCCAAUCCCUACAAACCAUCCAGGCAACCAAUGAGUCCCCAACAACCAAUGUGUCCUCAUCAACCAACCAGGCAACAAACCAACCCUUAACAACUAACCAGCCAUUGACAACCAACCAGGCAACCAGUCAAUCCCUAGCAACCAACCAGGCACCCAGUCAAUCCUUAGCAAACAUUGAGUCCUCACCAAUCAACGAGUCCCCGACAAACAACCAAGCAACCAGCCAAGCCUUGACAACCAACCAGCCAACCAUUAGCAACCAAUGAGUCCUCAACCACCAACCAGGUAGCUAACCAACCCUUACAAACCAACCAAGCCAGCAAUGACUUCUCAAUAACCAACGAGUCCUCAACAACCAACCAGGCAACUAGCCAACCCUUAGCGACUCACCAGCCCUCGACAACUAACCAGGCAACCAGCCAAUCCUUAGCAACUAACCAGGUCCCCAGCCAACCCUUUACAACCAGCUGGGAAUCUUUCAAACCCUUAGCAACCAAUGACUCAUCAACAAGUUCUCAACAACCAACCAGACAACUAGCCAACCCUUAGCCACCAACAGGGCAACCAACCAGACAACCAAUGUGUUUUCAACAACUAAUGAGUCCUCGACCACCAACCAGGUAACUAACCAGCCCUCGACAACCAAUCAGGUAACCAACCAAUCUCUAGCAACCUACCGGACAAACAGCCAACCCUUAGCAACCAAUGAAUGCACCAAUUUGUAAGUCGCUCUGGAUAAGAGCGUCUGCUAAAUGACUUAAAUGUAAAUGUAAAUGUAAAUGAGUCGUCAACAAACAACGAGAACUUGACAAACAACCAAGCAACCAGCCAACCCUUGACAUCCAACCAGGCAACCCCUACAAACCAACCAGGCAACCAAUGAGUCCCCAACAACCAAUGUGUCCUCAUCAACCAACCAGGCAACAAACCAACCCUUAGCAACCAACCAGCCCUUGACAACCAACCAGGUAACCAGUCAAUCCCUAGCAACCAACCAGGCACCCAGCCAAUACUUAGCAACCACUGAGUCCUCACGAAUCAACAAGUCCCCGACAAACAACCAAGCAACCAGACAACCCUUGACAAUCAACCAGGCAACUAGCCAACCGUUAGCUACGAAUGAGUCCUCAACCACCAACCAGGUAACUAACCAAGCCAGCAAUGACUUUUCAAUAACCAACGAGUCCACAACAACCAAUCAGGUAACCAACCAAUCUCUAGCAACCUCCCAGACAAACAGCCAGCCCUUAGCAACCAAUGAGUCGUCAACAAACAAUGAGAACUCAACCACAAACCCGGUAACCAACCAACCCUUAUAAACCAACCAGGCAACAGACAGCCCUUGAUAAGCCACCAGGAAACCAUCAAACCCUUAGCAGCCAAUGAUUUCUCAGCAAUCAACGAGUCCUCGACAACCAAGGAGAACGUGACAAACAACCAACUCUCAACAACCAACCAGCCCUUAGAAACCAGCCAGAGAACCAGUCAGCCUGCAGGUGGUCCUGUAGCUGACUGAACAAUCUGACUGUGGAACUGUCUGUAUGAAAAGCGUGCGUUUAUAUUGUGGGUUUGAGUUGUGAACAGCUCCUCUCUGCCAAAACAUCAGCUACCAUGGCUAGGUCCUAAAUGAAGGCUCUGACCUAAAAUAGUGCACUAGGGGAAAUAGGGUGUCACUUCGGAUGGGUCCAAUGUCUCAGUCGUAGUGGUGAAGGGCAACACAGCUAUAGGGGCCGUCUAUAAACCGUAGCAGGCUUGUAUUGACCAUUCACCAGUGUUGUUGUUGGACCCAGCAGGACACACGCGUACGGGCUAAUCCAGGAAGAGGACAUGCUACUAUGGAGUCAUCAGUGGUAGGGAAGUCUUAGAUGUUGAUAUCUACUGUCCUGUCAUAACCUGUGUGUCUAUCGGAGCAUCCAUGUACUCUUUAAGGGAGUUACGUGUUGUCCUGUCAUAAC
Oncorhynchus nerka (sockeye salmon) is the source of this 3235-nucleotide messenger RNA. Its product is annotated as endophilin-B1-like. The transcript is spliced from 4 exons. The coding region runs from base 579 to 821 and encodes 80 amino acids. Gene Ontology annotation, cellular component: cytoplasm. The record is from RefSeq and is a predicted model, not a curated record. Gene Ontology annotation, molecular function: protein binding. NCBI's taxonomy places the organism in Eukaryota, Metazoa, Chordata, Actinopteri, Salmoniformes, Salmonidae.